Cladophialophora psammophila CBS 110553 is the source of this 2136-nucleotide messenger RNA. RefSeq lists its product as uncharacterized. Gene Ontology annotation, molecular function: microtubule binding; GTP binding; GTPase activity. The transcript has a single exon. The record is from RefSeq and is a predicted model, not a curated record. NCBI's taxonomy places the organism in Eukaryota, Fungi, Ascomycota, Eurotiomycetes, Chaetothyriales, Herpotrichiellaceae. Gene Ontology annotation, cellular component: membrane; microtubule; cytoplasm. The coding region runs from base 1 to 2136 and encodes 711 amino acids.
AUGGCAAACACGGACGAUGACCCUUUCAAAAACACUGGCAAUCCCCUGGCGCCUUUGAUACAACUUCAGUCAAAAGAUCAUGAAGAGAUCCUCAACGUCAUUGACCAACUGAGGUCGGAAGGCAUCAGCAAAUACGUCAACCUUCCCCAACUGAUUGUGUGUGGUGACCAGUCAUCAGGCAAAAGCUCUGUGUUGGAGGCCAUCUCAGGCUUAUCAUUCCCGACCAAGGACAAUGUUUGCACCCGUUUCGCUACUGAGCUCAUUCUAAGGCGCUCGCCGAAGGUGGGUAUCAAAGCCUCUAUUCAUGCUGACGAGGAACGACCAUCAGCCGAGCAAGACCGCAUCCGAGGGUUCAAGUCGUCAACAAUCGAGCUUAAUGAUUUUGCGAGCAUUGUCAGAGAAGCAGAACGAUAUAUUGGCGUCGGUCAAGAGGGCCAUCUCUUUUCAAAGGACGUCCUCCGCGUAGAGGUUUCAGGACCCACACAACCUCAUUUGACCCUUGUUGACCUUCCGGGACUUUACCAUGCGCCUGACGAGUUCCAGAGUGCAGAGGGGGUUGACUUCGUGGAGUCAUUGGUCUUGUCCUAUAUACGGAAUAAGCGCAGUGUCAUCCUAGCAGUCAUCUCCGCCAAAAGCGACCUUGCGCUACAAAAAGUUACCGCUUUUACGCGCAAAGUCGACCGAGUGGGGAAUCGAACGAUGGGUAUAAUAACGAAACCAGACACUCUGCCCGAGAAUUCUGAAAUGGAGCGAUCUUUUUAUGACCUAGCCAUGAACACUCGACUCACAUUCCGACUGGGAUGGCAUGUCCUUAAGAAUCGAGAGCAUAAAGAGCAGCACUUUUCUCUCCAACAACGUCAUGAAUCCGAAAUGAGCUUCCUAGCGCAGGGAAUCUGGGCCGCAAUGCCACGCUCUCUGGUUGGUGUCGAUUCCUUGAGACCUAGGUUGAGUACCGUGCUCAAGGAUCAUAUCAUAUCGCAGCUACCAGGUCUCAUUGCUGAAGCUCAACAGUCACGCAAAGUCGCAGAAUCUGCCUUGCAAAGAUUGGGGAAAGCACGACAAACAUUGGCUGAUCAGCGCCGAUACCUCCUAGACGCAAGCGACCGUUUCACGACUCUCGUAGGCCAUGCCAUAAGUGGAAUCUACAUCAGCUCCUUCUUUGGGGAUGCUAUGGAGGAUGAAGGCUAUGAGAGGAGAUUGCGCGCCGUGGUUCAGAAUCGGCUAACUGAUUUGGCCCAGACAAUGGAAGAACAGGGGAUGCAAAGAAAGAUUAUCGAUGACGCGGAGGAGAUCGACUCUGAAGAGAACCAAAUUCUCCGUCCUGACUUUGUCGACGAAGUUAAACAACGAAUGCGUCGAAGUCGGGGACGAGAGUUGCCUGGGACAUUCAACCCUCUUAUCAUAGGUGAUCUGUUUUAUCUGCAGAGUAGACCAUGGGAAUCGAUUGUGGCCGACUGCAUCGACAACCUCCUUGGGGACGUCCGGAAGGCCAUAAUCCCCAUGCUAUGGGACGUUUUGGACGAAAAGAGUUUCAGAGGACUUCUGGAACAUGUGAUUAAUCACGGUAUCGAAAAGAUCGAAGAAACGUUGCGCGUCAAAACAACCGAGCUCCUGAAGCCUCAGCAAUCGGGGCACCCAAUAACCUACAAUCACUAUUUCACAGAAAGCGUCCAAAAGGCCCGUGAAGAGCACCUCUGCAAAUAUUUGCGGGCGAAACUCAAGGAAUUUUUUGGAUCAAAUUAUCCACUGUACGAAUCGAUACAACAGAAACAAACGUUCAGAAUGGAUGAGUUGAUUGCUGCACUCGGAACCCAAACAGAAGCCGAUAUGGAACGUUUCGCAGCUUCUGAAGCGAUCGACUGCAUGCUAGCUUACUACAAGGCGAGUCCUGUCGUUCACUGGGCUCUUUUGUUUUCCUUCGAUGCACUUGCUGACAGGCUGAUGACCGAAAGGUUGCGAGAAAGAAAUUCGUGGAUGAUUUCAGCAUCCUUGCCGUCGAAAAAUGUCUUCUGGAUAGAUUGGCUGUCAUUUUUUGUCCAGGGGGUGUCGCACUGCUAUCCGAUGACACCAUCAAGGCAAUUGCCGAGGAAGAUGAGGGAUCUAGGAUUGAGCGCAGGCGACUGGAACAGAGGCUGA